This is a messenger RNA of Silurus meridionalis, 1341 nucleotides long. Its product is annotated as Mediator of RNA polymerase II transcription subunit 30-like. The record is from RefSeq and is a predicted model, not a curated record. The transcript is spliced from 5 exons. Gene Ontology annotation, cellular component: mediator complex. Bases 160 to 774 code for a protein of 204 amino acids. NCBI's taxonomy places the organism in Eukaryota, Metazoa, Chordata, Actinopteri, Siluriformes, Siluridae. Gene Ontology annotation, biological process: positive regulation of DNA-templated transcription. Gene Ontology annotation, molecular function: transcription coregulator activity.
GCCGCGUGGUGGUAAAAUGGCGUAAUGGAGGAGAACAGGAAACAGGAAGUGAUGUCAGCAUGGUGUUGCUGCGGCUUUUGAAAAGGAAAGUGGCCGCUCUCUGUUGUUUAUCCUGUAAGCAGUUCGCGGACGUUUCAUUUAUCCACCUGGUGUUUUAAAAUGUCCUCUUUGCCUCAGAAGGCUCCAGGUGGUGCCCUGGGUAGUGGUCUUGGUGGAGUGCCAGGCGGUGUGCCGCUUCAGCAGCAGCCCCAGAGCCUUCAUAUGGGUGCGAGUUCAGGUGCCUCGGUCCCCGGACAGGCCUCCAUGCCCCCUAACCCCGCCGCUCUCCGCGAGAUCUCCCCCGUCUUCCUGUGCCGCAUCGGCCAGGACACCGUGCAGGACAUUGUCACCCGCACCAUGGAGAUCUUCCAGAUCACCCGGGCUACUCAGUUGCCGAACGGUGUGACGCAGAGUCAAGCAGCGUAUCAGGACCGUUUUGGUAAACUGCAAGAACACCUGCGUCAGCUGACUUUGCUGUUCCGCAAACUCCGUCUGCUCUAUGAGCGCUGUGUAGAGAUGACCUCUGACCUUCAGGAGACUCCUGCUGAGCUGGUGCCGUAUGUUGGAGAGGAAAUGGCUGCAGUGAAAUUGGAGCCCUGCAGUCCUGCUGUGGCUCAAGACAAACAAGAAGUAUUAGAGAAAGUCAGACAGAAGAAUCAGGAGAUGAAGAUGCUGAUGGACCAGAUGAGGAAUCUCCUGUGGGACAUCAAUGCCAUGCUCACAAUGCGCAAAUGAACAGGAAACAUUUCCCUUUUCACCUCAAGUCUGCCUUUAAGGGGAAAAAAUUGCUCUUCAUCCAGUCUCUUGUAGUCAGGCAGCUAAUGAGAGCAGAUGGCUGAGGAUCCCGGGGACUGUUACUGCUGUGUUGUGUUUAGUCUUGAUUAAUGAGAUAGGAUUCAGGUGGAGAACUUUUCUCCAUUUACCAGCUUUUGUCUGUGAUCUGUACUACUUGCUGUAAAUUACUGAACAAAAAUCCCCUUGGAUUACCAACGACCUAGGAAUAUGAAUUCCAUGCCAGGUCCUCACUAGAGGCACAGAUGGGAGACCAGCCUGGGCUACAGGUUUCCUGGGUGGCACUGACAUGGAAUUCCUGACCCUCCAAGCAAGAAACCGGGUGAUGUCGCUCAGUUUCCUCCUGGCAGCUACUGUAUUGUGCAGAAGAUGGAACGUAAAUGUACGUGUAAAUUUUCUUCAGAGUGUGGACACUAAUAACGUUUUGUACUGUCUUCUGUACAGCUAAAGAUCUUCACAAACAUUUUUAUAUAAAAUAGAAAUGUAAAAUAAAUUUUCACUCAUUUCUUA